Cyanistes caeruleus (blue tit) is the source of this 5592-nucleotide messenger RNA. Lineage: Eukaryota; Metazoa; Chordata; Aves; Passeriformes; Paridae. The record is from RefSeq and is a predicted model, not a curated record.
UGCUUUGUGCUCUGAAGCUUCCCUGAAGGAUCUUGUUGGACUGCCUGGAGGUGUGCUGUGGUGGCAUUCGCUGCCCUGCCUGUCUCUGGUCCCAAGGACAGGCAAAAACCAGCCUGAAGCAAGAAAAGGCACAAAGAAUUCAAACUGUUGCUCUGAGUUACAAAUACUUCUUGAAGGAAUACAGAUGCAGACAGCGAGUUUCAUGGGGUGGAUUUUCUGCCAGAAGAUCUCAGUGAGGCUCCAGAGGAGACUGGAAUGAAGGUGAACAAGAAGUACUCCUGUCUACCUGCUGAGGAGAAGGGCAUCCACAUCAUCAACAUCCGAGCAAUCGAGGACAUCGGCUACGACCAGCAUGAGAGCACAUUAUUGAAUUCCCUAUCCAAAAACCCGGAUGCUGACUGUAAAUACGGGCUCUACUUCAGAGAUGGCAAGAGGAAGGUGGACUACAUCCUGGUUUACCACUACAAGAGGUCCUCAGCUGGGAAGACUCUGGCCAGGAGAGCUCAGCAGAAUGAUGCCUGUGUUCGAAGCACCAAGCAGGACCAGCCACUCCCUGGGAAGGGGGUGCAGCUGGAGAUGGGGGAGAGUGAGCCUCACAUGGAUUACCACGAGGAUGACAAGAGGUUCCGCAGGGAGGAAUAUGAAGGGAAUCUUGUGGAGGCUGGGCUGGAGCUGGAACGUGAUGAAGAUACUAAAAUCCAUGGGAUUGGAUUUGUAAAAAUACAUGCACCAUGGAAUGUACUGUGUCGAGAGGCAGAAUUCCUUAAGCUCAAGAUGCCCACAAAAAAGAUGUAUCAGAUCAACCAGACCCAUGGCCUCCUGAAAAAGAUUAAUUCUGUGAUUCAAAAAAUAACGGAGCCCAUCCAGCCAAAAGUAGCAGAACACAAACCUCAGACAGUGAAGCGCCUCUCCUACCCCUUCUCCAGAGAGAAGCAGCACUUAUUUGAUUUGUCUGACAAAGAUACCUUCUUUGACAGUAAAACGAGAAGCACUAUAGUUUAUGAAAUAUUGAAAAGAACGACAUGUACCAAAGCAAAAUAUAGCAUGGGGAAAGGAGAGGGAAGAAAGAAGGAAACUGCCCUUUUAAAUAAAAGACGAAAAUGUGGUAAAUAUGGGAUCACCAGCCUGCUUGCCAAUGGAGUUUACAGUGCUGCAUAUCCUCUGCAUGACGGUGACUAUGAAGGUGAAAACGUGGAGCCCAACGACAGAAAACUCCUGUGUGAGGAGUGGGCCAGCUAUGGAGUGUUUUAUAAAUACCAGCCCAUCGACCUGGUGAGAAAAUACUUUGGAGAGAAGAUCGGGCUAUAUUUUGCCUGGCUGGGAGUUUAUACACAAAUGCUUAUUCCAGCUUCAAUUGUAGGGAUUAUCGUUUUCCUGUAUGGCUGUGCAACUGUGGAUGAGAAUAUACCCAGUAUGGAGAUGUGUGACCAGAGAAACAACAUCACCAUGUGUCCCUUGUGUGACAAAACGUGCAGUUACUGGAAGAUGAGCUCUGCUUGUGCCACUGCCCGUGCGAGUCAUCUGUUUGAUAACCCUGCAACUGUCUUCUUCUCAGUCUUCAUGGCUCUCUGGGCUGCCACCUUUAUGGAGCACUGGAAGAGAAAACAGAUGCGUCUCAACUACAGGUGGGACCUGACUGGGUUUGAAGAGGAGGAGGAGGCAGUCAAGGAUCAUCCAAGAGCAGAAUACGAAGCGAAAGUUUUAGAAAAAUCACUGAGAAAAGAACACAAACAUAAAGAGAAGCACCGAUAUUUUCCAGAGGAGACAGCAAACAAAUGGAGACAAAGAACAGAUAAAGAGAAACUGACAUGGAAGGACCGUUUUCCAGCCUAUUUAACCAAUUUUGUUGGCAUCAUCUUCAUGGUUGGGCUGACGUUCGCCAUCGUGUUUGGAGUGAUCAUCUACAGGAUCUCCACAGCCGCUGCCCUGGCCAUCAGCUCCACACCCUCAGGGCGCUCGAGCGUCCGUGUCACCGUCACCGCCACCGCCGUCAUCAUCAACUUGGUGGUCAUCAUCAUCCUGGACGAGGUGUACGGCUGCAUCGCCAGGUGGCUCACGCAGAUUGAGGUACCAAAGACUGACAAGAACUUUGAGGAGCGGCUGAUUUUCAAGGCUUUCCUGCUGAAAUUUGUCAAUGCCUACACCCCCAUUUUCUACGUGGCUUUCUUCAAAGGCCGAUUUGUUGGACGUCCAGGUGAUUACGUCUACAUUUUCCAUUCCUUCCGAAUGGAAGAGUGUGCCCCAGGAGGUUGCCUAAUGGAGUUGUGUAUCCAGCUCAGUAUUAUCAUGUUGGGCAAGCAGCUGAUCCAGAACAAUUUGUUUGAGAUUGGCAUCCCAAAAAUGAAGAAGUUUAUACGAUACUUGAAAUUGAAGCGUCGGCGUUCUCUAGACCAUGAAGAGCACAUGAAGAAAAAGCAGCGCUAUGAAGUGGACUAUAACCUGGAGCCCUUUGCUGGACUCACCCCUGAGUACAUGGAAAUGAUUAUCCAGUUUGGGUUUGUAACUUUGUUUGUUGCGUCCUUCCCUCUGGCACCUUUGUUUGCUUUAUUGAACAACAUCAUUGAAAUCCGUCUGGAUGCCAAAAAAUUUGUUACUGAGCUGAGGAGACCGGUAGCAGUGAGAGCAAAGGAUAUAGGAAUUUGGUAUAAUAUCCUCAGAGGUAUUGGAAAGCUUGCUGUAAUCAUAAACGCAUUUGUGAUCUCAUUCACAUCCGACUUCAUUCCACGCCUCGUGUACCUGUACAUGUACAGUGAGAAUGGCACCAUGCAUGGCUUCGUCAACCAUACACUAUCCUCUUUUAAUGUCAGCGAUUUCCAAGCAGGAACAGCUCCCAACGACCCCCUGGAUCUUGGCUACGAGGUUCAGAUAUGCAGGUACAAAGAUUAUAGAGAGCCCCCCUGGUCUGAAAACAAAUAUGACAUUUCAAAGGAUUUCUGGGCUGUCCUAGCAGCAAGAUUGGCAUUUGUGAUAGUUUUCCAGAACCUGGUCAUGUUCAUGAGUGAAUUUGUUGACUGGAUUAUCCCAGACAUUCCCAAGGACAUUAGUCAACAGAUUCACAAGGAGAAAGUUCUCAUGGUGGAGGUCUUCAUGAGGGAAGAGCAAGGGAAGCUGCAGAUGCUGGAAACCUGGAAUGAUAAGGACAAGAAAAAAGGGGAAAACUGUAACAACCACAGCCCCAGGCUCUCCAGGAGCUGCAGUGGGAGCUUGUCCUCCUGCCAUUCCUAUCCUCUGGACGUUUAGGAGAGAAGGGAGCUGAGUCUGUCGGGGCAUUCCAGAGACAAAAGCCAUGGCGCCAAGGGCAGGACUCCGGUAACGGACACCCCGGUGCAUGUUGAAGGAUGUGCUGCCAUUUCACUCCCAUCUUUGUGAGAAAUGCCCUUCUCGCAAAUAUGGAGGACCACAUUCUAUUUCUGACAAUGUUGGAUUUUUUUUUUUUGUUUUUUUUCCUUUUGCACAAGCAGUAAUGCAGGGAGUUUUUAUAUUUCAUCCUUAGGUAACACUAUUGAUGUUGGCGUGCAUUAAGAAAUGCAGGUACUUAGGACAAUAUUGCUAGAGACAUUCUCUGAGAAUCUGAUCUUAGCCUAUCAAUUAGCCAAUGAAAUAAAGGUAAAUUUGAAGUAAUAAUAAUAAUAACGAUAAUAAUAAUAAUGCUAACUUGAACUAUUUUUGGAAACCCAUUUUCGAAGGUCCAUGAGGUAAUUGUCUAAAUUAUAUGAAAAAAACCAGUAUUCCCUAGUAUUCCAUAAAGCCUACCAGACUGACUUGCUUCACAAGGCUGGGUUUAGCUCUGUGAAUCUGAGCUUUGGAGUCCCACAGGUGUGGGGGGCACUUGUGGCAGCCUGCUGUGUUCCUCAGACCAUCCCUGGGGCACCACUGUGUCCAGAAACAUCAGCGCAGGGAAUCUGAGAAGUGCUUUCUUGGCAGCAACAGCAGCAGCAGCACAAUUCCAGAGAUCCUCCCAGCAGGUCCAUGGUCAUGGAGCAUUUUGUUAAAUGCCCUGAGUUAAUGAGCACACGGAGAACUCCAGUGACUCUCACUGCCCUGCCAAGCACUCAGACACUGCUGUUGCUGAGUUCCCUUCCCCCUGUUGUUUCAGCACACCCCUGUUCCCAGCCUGGCUUUUCCCUGUAGCCCUGUGGAGCAGAAGGAAGUGCUUGCACCCGUGUUUCACAGCCAGCUUUUCCCACUGACUUUCUGCUGUUGGCUGGCACUUCCCAGAGUCUUUGCCAGAGGAGUAAAUCCCAAAUGUAUCCCACUUACUGUCUUCAGUGGAAGUUUUGCCUGCACUGGGGCUACAGGACCAGACCUUCAGUUAUAGGAUUAGUUACAGGACUUUUGUCUUAAAAUACCUUAUUCUUUUGUACAAGGAGCUUUUCCCUAAAGUAUAAGUCUGAAAUCCUUACUUACCAUGAUACUAGUUAAAUCCCAUCAGUACAGCUCUUUUCAAGCAUAAUAUGUUUUAGUUUUGCUUUGUUGACCAAUAAACUGCACUUCCAAAUAAUAUUGGUGCAAUUAACCUAAUUUCUUUUAUUGCUUUGUCUUUUCCAUGGCACUUGCAUUAUAAAAUUGAAAAAGAAACUAAAAAGGAAAGAUUUCUUUAAAGUCUAGCUACUGUAUGGUUUGUUACAAAACCAAGCUGUUUUCAAGAGAAGUUAGUUAUUUCUUUUUUUCUUUAAUUUUUCCUUUGCCAAACUAAUUUAAAGAUUAAUGCUAGAACUCUAAAAAGAAUGCCAUAUAUAGCUUUUGAUAUAUUUAUUUGUUUUAAUGUAUGUGACAAACUUGAUAUUUUUCUGUAGUCUGUCCAAAGAAAGUACCAGAAGAGAAAUUAUGUGGAAGAAAGAAAAUGGUAUUAACCAAAUAUUCUUGAAGCUUAUUUAAAAUAUUGAUCCAACCAAAGAUUUUUAUUAAUAAAGGGCUUAUAUUUUGUUAACUCUUGUUUCUGUUGUAUUUUGACUUGCAGGAAUGUCACUAUUUUUAAAAUUUGUAACUUAUGAUAGAGUGUUCCUGUAGGGCAAAAUCCUGCCUGAUUCAUUCCCACAUAAAUGUAAUGCCUGGUAGUAAAUGUUUACCAGAUCAGGCCCACUGACUGCAAUAGGACUGGGAGUGGGGAGAAAUCAAGCAGAAUUCUGUCCACACAUUCUGUUGAAAACCUGUUCUUCCUCUCAUUCCUUGGUAGCCCAAAAGAUACAGGAGAAAGCCAAACUACCUAUUCUGAAGAGAAAUCUUAGGGAUUGUCCUCGAAGGGGAUUUAAUCUGUAAAUACUGACCUGAAAGUGUUCCCGACUUAAUACUGACAUUCCUGUAAAUGGUGGAACUAUAUCCUCAACACAUACUUAUCCGAAUUUUUCAUUAUUUGCUGAAAUCAUGGAAUAGUAGCAGUUGCCUAUACUUUCUUUUGUACAGUAAAUUGUUUGAAAUGGAAUUUUGUAUAUAAAAAUCUGUAUUACUACUCAGAUAUCUAUAAAAUUCUUUCAUGGAAUCAUUUUUUUAAAAAAGAAAAUAUAUACUAAAUCUGUUUUAUUUUGGUUUGUAUAUUUUUUUUUCCUUUUUCUUUGAAGACUUAUUUGAAAUAAACUUAAAUAUCCAAGAGUU